CAAAAAUAAAAAACAACGAUUAUAAUAAUUAUAAAAACGACAAUAAAAGCUUUAACAACACCAACACAACAUCCGUUUUCCUAGGAAACCGGUGUGCACAGCACAGGAAUAUAUUAAAUACCAUUUUACGAGCUAUACCGUACACUUCAAAACAGCCCCUAUGGAAGACAUGAAUUUUAAUGCAAACGAGUAAUCGCUCAUGAAUAUUAAGUUAUUGGACAUCGCCAAAGAAUCAGCAACUUCCUGGAAUACUAGACACGUUUUCUAUCAGGUUCUCUAUACAUACGGUACAGCGAGGUGUGCAUGCGCAACACUUCAUUCGGUACGGAAGACGGGUAAGAGAGGAGGAAAUGGUUGCUACAGAUUAAGACCACUCUUUAAAACACUGACGUUUUUGUGAGCGCCAAUCCUUUUUCUUCGCUGAAGUAAAAGCAGCUCCCGUUCACACAAAGACCAUUAUCCAUUGUAUGGCAAGCUAGGGUUAUUGACCUCUACACCGACAAGGACUCUUUGAUGUGGACGUCAGAGAUGUCUUAUAGAGAUGCUCUUGUGUUGUUGCUCCUGAACAAGGUAUGGCCGCACUGACACAGAGUGAGGAGAAAACCUGGGGAUUAUUUUCCAGAUAUCGGAGACAGACAUCAGGUCAGGAUUUGGGCCCUACAGAGGAGGGGACGAGCAUCUCUCGUACAUGUGCAUACAACACUGAUGAAGGUAGUGCUGACUUGGUGUGGGAAGUGCAGCUGGCGGCAGUUAAAAGAACAGCAGCAAGAUGUGUAACAAGUCAAGGAUCUUACACGAUAUGUACUGUGUCCUCGGGGUUUUCCUCCUAUUUCUCCGUGACGACAGACUAUACACAGACUACACUCACGUGGAACGCUGACAGAAGGUUUUUGUCUGUGUCUUGCUCACAGGCUGCAGUUCGGACAGGAUUCCUGAUAGCCAGCUGGACCCUAGUUACUUAUUGGAUCCCGUUUCCAGACGUCCGUGCACCCUACUUAUGGCACAGAUACAGCUGGGAGUGUUUCUGGACCUUCGUGCACGUUCACAUUCCAGGCCUCACACCUGGGACCAGGAACUCACACACUGUCAGUCAACAUGUACCCACAGUUUGAUGGGAGUGGAGAGAAUUACGGAGUGAUCAGGACGGUAUCUCCUGACGUCACCU
This is a messenger RNA of Aplysia californica (California sea hare), 1165 nucleotides long. RefSeq lists its product as uncharacterized. The coding region runs from base 573 to 1112 and encodes 179 amino acids. The record is from RefSeq and is a predicted model, not a curated record. The transcript is spliced from 5 exons. Lineage: Eukaryota; Metazoa; Mollusca; Gastropoda; Aplysiida; Aplysiidae.